Molecule: messenger RNA, 1242 nt
Organism: Drosophila subpulchrella
Lineage: Eukaryota; Metazoa; Arthropoda; Insecta; Diptera; Drosophilidae
Product: sperm-specific protein Don juan-like
Exons: 2
Coding region: 119-1195 (358 amino acids)
Source: RefSeq, a predicted model, not a curated record
ACAUAUAAAAUUCAGUUUAGGCCUUAUUUUCAUAGACUAAACAGCAUAAAUUUCUUGAGCUGUUUUUUUUCAAAAUUUCGUGUUAUUUUUUUCUAGAAAAGUUCAAAAUUAUAUCAAAAUGUUUAAAAGAUCCGCGUUAAUUCUAGGUCGUUGCGCGAAGGACUGCUUCUGCAGGCGAUGCGUAAAGCCCACCUUUAUACGGUCACACCAUCUCAAUGUUCUCGCAAACUUACAUAAGGAAGGCAUCUCCAAUCCUGAGGGCCUUUCUAAUCGGAGACGUAAAAGAUUCGGUAACGGUUCGAUCAUUCACGUCCAGGAGAACGAUUUUUCUGAACUUGCAAGCACGAUGCAACGACAAUUUCUAGAGGAUCUGGAUCAAAAAUCCCGAAGGAUCGAAUCGAAUAGUUGGCUUAAAGAAGAUGAGCAAGAGGAUCUCGAAAAGAUGAAAAAGGAAUGUCUAAGGCUAGCGAAAGAAAUCUCCAUGGCUGGUAAAGAUGGCGACAUUGAAGAGGCUUGCAAGAAACUAGCUGAAAAAGAGAAGUGCAAGAAGAAAGAAUUAAAGAAAAAGUGCAAGGAGCUGGCAGAAAGGGAAAAAUGUGAGAAGAAAAAACUAAAAAAGAAGUGUAAGGAAUUGGCUAAAAAGGGAAAAGAGGAUCCUUGCAAAAAGAAAAAGGAUCCUUGCAAGAAAAAAGAGGAUCCCUGUAAAAAGAAAAAAGAAGAUCCUUGCAAAAAGAAAAAGGAUCCCUGCAAAAAGAAAGAGGAUCCAUGCAAGAAAAAAGAGGACCCCUGCAAAAAGAAAGAGGAUCCCUGCAAAAAGAAAGAGGAUCCUUGCAAAAAGAAAGAGGAUCCAUGCAAAAAGAAAGAGGAUCCAUGCAAAAAGAAAGAGGAUCCUUGCAAAAAGAAAGAGGAUCCAUGCAAAAAGAAGGAUCCAUGCAAAAAGAAAGAGGAUCCUUGCAAAAAGAAAGAUCCUUGCAAGAAAAAGGAAGAUCCAUGCAAAAAGAAAAAGGAGGAUCCCUGCAAGAAAAAGGACGGCGGUGAUCUAAAAAAGAAAUGCAAGAAAAUGGCUCAAAAGGAAAAGUGCAAAAAACUGGCCAAGAAGGAAAAAAUGAAGAAAAUGAUGAAAAAGUGCAAAAAGAUGGCUGAGAAAGAAAAAUGCAAGAAGAUGGCGAAAAAAGAUAAAUGCAAGAAAAAGUAAAUGACCGAUCUUAGUUAACGCGGAUUAAACGAUUAUAUUGACAAAUG